UCACAUAAUUUCUGACAGUAAUCAGCAGAAAGUCAAAGGAGGUUUUAGCUCUUUAGCAGUCAGUCAGCAUGUCAGACAGAGGUGCUUUUGAUACCAAUGUGGUGACCCUCACCAGGUUUGUCUUGGAAGAGGGCAGAAAAGCCAAAGGAACGGGCGAGCUUACAACCCUUCUUAACUCCAUGUGCACAGCCAUCAAAGCCAUUUCCACUGCUGUCAGAAAAGCCGGCAUUGCCAAUCUCUAUGGAAUUGCAGGGAGCACAAAUGUUACAGGUGACCAGGUGAAGAAGUUGGAUGUCCUGUCCAAUGAUCUUGUUAUAAACAUGAUUAAAUCCUCCUUCACAUCCUGUGUUUUGGUGUCUGAAGAAAACGAACAAGCCAUCAUUGUAGAACCAGAGAAAAGGGGCAAAUACGUGGUUUGCUUUGACCCUCUGGAUGGCUCUUCAAACAUUGACUGCUUAGCUUCUAUUGGAACCAUUUUUGCAAUCUACAGAAAGGAAACUGAUGACGAACCCUCAGAGAAGGAUGCCUUGCGGAGUGGCAGAGACAUUGUGGCAGCCGGGUAUGCUCUUUAUGGCAGUGCUACGAUGCUGGUUCUCUCCACAGGCCAGGGUGUCAACUGCUUCAUGCUCGAUCCUGCUAUUGGUGAGUUUAUACUCGUAGACCGAAAUGUAAGGAUUAAGAAGAAGGGAAAGAUCUACAGCCUGAACGAAGGCUAUGCAGCACAUUUUUACCCCGAUGUCACAGAAUAUCUACAAAAGAAGAAAUUCCCAGAGGAUGGCAGUUCUCCCUAUGGAGGGCGCUAUGUGGGCUCCAUGGUAGCUGAUGUGCACAGGACUCUGGUCUAUGGUGGAAUUUUCCUGUAUCCUGCUAAUAUAAAGAGCCCAAAGGGCAAGCUGAGGCUGUUGUAUGAGUGCAACCCAAUGGCCUUCAUCAUGGAGCAGGCUGGGGGUAUGGCAACAACAGGAGCCAUUAAUGUUCUAGACAUCAAACCUGACUCAAUCCACCAGAGGGUUCCUGUAGUGCUGGGCUCCCCUGAUGAUGUACAGGAGUAUAUCUCUAUCUUCAAGAAACACGCCAAAUAAGCAACCAAAUGAGCAUAUUUUGCCGUCUACUGCAACCACCACCAUCCCACUGAACUUCAAAAACUAAUAUGUAACUUAAGGACAAGACAAGUAGCAUCAAUCAUCUGUAUAGGAUACAAGAAGUUUUUAUUUUCACAAAUGUUUGUUCUGUGUAAAUUUUUGUACUGAGAUUAUAAAUACAUAAUCCAACGUUAUACAUUUUACAGUGUCUAAUAUUAAGCCCCAUUAAUAAAAACUGUUUCGCUGUUCACACUAAAAAUAAAAUCAGUAUUGUUUGA
Molecule: messenger RNA, 1360 nt
Organism: Labeo rohita (rohu)
Lineage: Eukaryota; Metazoa; Chordata; Actinopteri; Cypriniformes; Cyprinidae
Gene: fbp1b
Product: fructose-1,6-bisphosphatase 1b
Exons: 7
Coding region: 69-1082 (337 amino acids)
Biological process (GO): fructose metabolic process; fructose 1,6-bisphosphate metabolic process; gluconeogenesis
Cellular component (GO): cytosol; cytoplasm
Molecular function (GO): fructose 1,6-bisphosphate 1-phosphatase activity
Source: RefSeq, a predicted model, not a curated record